UGUGGGCAGUUUUUAGGCUGUGCGUGUCCCUGCAGGGAUGGGCUACCUGAAGCUGCUGGUGAUGAAGGACUUCAAGUCCUGGCGGGGGGAGCAGGUCAUCGGCCCCUUCAUGAGGUUCAACUGCAUCAUUGGGCCCAACGGAGCAGGGAAAUCUAACAUAAUGGAUGCUGUUAGUUUUGUGAUGUGUGAAAAGAUAUCUAACUUGCGAGUUAAAAGUGUUCGAGAACUUAUUCAUGGAGCACAUGUUGGAAAACCAGUUUCUUCUACAGCAAGCGUAAAGAUAGUAUAUUGUGAAGAAGAUGGGGAAGAAAAAACAUUUUCAAGAGUUAUCCAUGAUAGUUGUUCUGAAUUUAUUUUCAAUGAUAAAACAGUCACCCGAUCUACUUACAUAUCUGAGCUUGAAAAAAUAGGCAUACUUGUCAAAGCUAGGAAUUGUCUUAUUUUUCAGGGAACAGUAGAAUUGAUUGCAAUGAAGAAGCCAAAGGAAAGAACUAAACUUUUUGAACAAAUCAGUAAUUCAUGGCAAUAUGCUGAGGAAUAUGAAAGAAAAAAGAAAAAAAUGGAGCAAGCGGAAGAGGAUGCACACUUCAAUUAUAACAAGAAAAAAAGUGUUGCAGCAGAACGCAAACAAGCAAAGAUGGAAAAAGAGGAGGCAGAUCAUUACCAGAUGCUCAUCAAGGAAAUGCAUGAAAACAGGAUACAGCUACAGCUUUUCCAGCUUUAUCACAAUGAAAAAAACAUUGACUUUCUGAAAAAAAGUUUGGAUGAAAAGAAUAUGGAGGCCAGUAUCAAGAAAGAUUCCCUUGCUACAGCAGAAGGUGAAUUUAGAGCCAAGAAAAAAGCGCUUGGUGUACUAAAUAGAGACCAACAGCACAUGGAGGGAGAAAUGAAGACUCUUCAAGUAUCACUGGUUCAGCAUAGAGCCCUCUAUAUAAAAGCAAAAGAAAACACUUCCUACCAAAUCAAGAAAGUAGAAAUGUCUCAUAAAUCUCUGAAGAACAAGGAGAAAUACUGUGAUAAGGAAAAGCAGAACAUAAAAGACCUGGAGAUAGAACUGUAUGAAACUGAGAAGGCAUGGAGAGAAUUUGAAAAGAAAACUAAAGAGGAGAUAAUGCAAAGAGCAGCAGAUAUUGAGCUGAGAGAAAGUCAGUUGGAGCACUAUAAAGAGCUAAAGGAAAUAGCAAGAAGGAAAGUGGCUACGCAAACCCAGCAGCUAGAAAAACUUCAGUGGGAGCAAAAAGCAGAUCAAGAAAGGAUGAAACUUAAUAGGAGUAAGAAAAAAGAAGUUGAGGAAAACAUUAAACAGACUGGGGAACGGAUAGAAGAGCAUAAAAGACGAAUAGAGAAGUUGGAAGAGUAUACCAAGAUAUGCACUGAGUCAUUGGCAGAGAAAAAACAUCAGGAAGAAACGCUUACUAAGGAAAUAGAAAAUUCAAGAAUACGAAUGGCUGAAGUGAAUGAAGAAUUGAACAAAAUAGUUGGUGAACUGCAGAAUGCCAAAAUAGAUUGCCACGAAGGAAAGCGUCAGCAAAUGAGAGCAGAGAUCCUGGAAAGUCUCAGAAGACUGUAUCCAGAUUCUGUGUUUGGAAGACUGCUUGACUUGUGCCACCCUAUUCAUAAAAAAUACCAGCUUGCUGUUACCAAAGUGUUCAGCAAAUACAUGACUGCUAUUGUUGUUGCCACGGAAAAAACAGCAAGAGAUUGCAUUCAGUUCCUAAAACAAGAACGAGCUGAACCCGAAACUUUUCUUGCUUUGGAUUACCUUGAUGUUAAGCCAAUUAAUGAGAAGUUAAGAGAGAUAAAAGAAGCUAAAAUGCUGGUGGAUGUUGUACAAACUCCAUUUGCUCUACUGAAAAAAGUAAUUCAGUUUGUGAGUGGGAAUGGCUUGGUUUGUGAAACAGUUAAAGAAGCAAGACAAAUAGCAUUUGAUGGACCAGUGAGGUUGAAAACAGUGGCACUUGAUGGAACUUUAUUUUUGAAAUCUGGGGUGAUUUCUGGAGGAUCAAGCGAUUUAAGAUUUAAAGCCAGAUGUUGGGAUGAUAAAGAAAUGAAUAAAGUGAAAGAAAGAAGAGAUAGCUUGAUUAAUGAGUUAAAGGACUUAAUGAGGAUCAAACGUAAGGAGACUGAUUUGAAGCAGUUGCAUGCUCAAUGUCAUGGAACUCAGACACGACUUAAAUAUUCUCAGAGUGAAUUAGACCUUAUUAAAAAUAAACAUCUUGCUAAUCUCUACAUGGAGAAAUCAAAGCUGGAAAGUGAACUAGUAAAUACUAAGUCUCAGCAUGAUAUGAUAAAUGAAGGAGUACUACAGAGAGAAUUAAAAAUAGAUGAAUUUCAGAGGAAAAUCAAUGAGACUGAAGAUGCUGUUUUCAAGGAAUUCUGUGAAGAAAUUGGCAUAGAAAACAUACGUGUGUAUGAACAAGAACACGUGAGACAGCAAGAGGAGAUUGAUAGAAGAAGACUGGAGUUUGAAAAUCAGAAGACACGACUACAUGUUCAGCUGGAAUAUAAUCGUGAUCAUCUACAGAAAUUAAUAGACAAAGUCAGCAAGUUGAGGGAAACAACUCAAAAAGAUGAAUUGGGGAUUACUGGGCUACUUAAGGAUGAGGAAAAGCAUCUAAAAAGGGUGAACGAAAUUGAGGAGGAGGAGCAACGUCUUAAGGAUACAUUAAGUGCUCAUAAAUCUGAGAUUAUGAAAACCCAAAGUGAAGUCGAAGAGGUCAGAAAGAAGUUGUUAACUCUUAAUAGGGAAGCUGCAAAAUUACAAAAGGAAGCUGCAGCUAUAGAAACCUCAUUGGAAGAUAAAAGAUUAAGAAGGCAUAAUAUGCUUCUUGAGUGCAAGGUGCAGGACUUCAAAAUAAAUCUCCUAUUUGGAUCACUGGAUGAUAUCAGUGCAGUAGAGCUAGGAACUGAAACAGAAGGCACUCAGACUACAACUAUCUAUGAGAGGGAAGAGGUAAUUAAGAUUGACUACAGUGGCCUAGCAAAUGACCUGAAGGACCUGGAGUCUGAUGAAGAGGUAGAGGCUCAUCUGAACCAGAUGCAGCAGGAAAUAAAAUCUAAAGAGAAUACUUUAAUGAAGACAGCUGCUCCAAACCUGAGAGCAUUGGAGAAAUUACAGAUAGCUCGGGACAAGUUUCAACAAUCAAUGGAUGCUUUUGAGACUAGCAGAAAGGAGGCCAGAAUAUCCAAGCAAGAAUUUGAACAGGUGAAAAAAAGGAGAUACGAGGUUUUUAGCCAGUGCUUUGAGCAUGCCUCCGUAGCUAUUGAUCAGAUCUACAAAAAACUUUGCAGAAACAGUAGUGCUCAGGCAUUCCUUAGUCCUGAAAAUCCUGAGGAGCCUUAUCUGGAAGGCAUUGGCUUUAAUUGCGUGGUUCCAGGAAAGCGCUUUAUGCCAAUGGACAGUCUAUCUGGAGGAGAAAAAACUGUGGCAGCUCUGGCUCUAAUAUUUGCUAUACACAGUUUUCGGCCAGCACCUUUUUUUAUUUUAGAUGAGAUAGAUGCUGCCCUGGAUAACACAAACAUUGAUAAGGUAUCAAGUUUCAUUAAGGAGCAGGCACAUGAACAGUUUCAGAUGAUAGUUAUUUCUCUGAAGGAAGAGUUUUAUUCCAAAGCAGAUGCAUUGAUUGGAGUGUGUCCAGAGCAUGAUAAUGGUAUGUUCAGUCAGGUACUGACUUUGGAUCUUACUGAGUAUCCAGAUGAACAAGAAGAAAUGGAGAAAUAUGUACACAGUUCUUUAUAAGAAUAAAACAUGGAUAACUUCAGGGCCAGGUGACAAGGAGAAACACGUUUACAGCUGACUGUUAAAAUCUAAAAGUGGGUAUUAAAGGUCCAUAGAUAAAUGUUUACAUUUAAAAAAAAAAUCUAAAACUUUGAGGGAGUUACUCACUGAUACAGUUUGUUAACAAGAGAGAGACAGAGGUUUUUAUUGUGUGUAUUAUUCUGGUAAGCAAAGCCUUUUCCUCAAAGGUAUUUUUUUUUUUCCUGUCUUAAGAUGAAGGAUUAUGGGUUCACAUAAGCACACUGCAUUACAGAGAGUAAGACUCUUUUUUUUAUGAGAAGAAAUGUGUUUAGAUUUAUUUCCAGUGUAUGUUAAACACUGGCCUUGUCAAGACCUUUACAGGUCUUUGUGUUGCAGGUGCAUCUGUUUGCUUUCAGAUGGGAUUAUUUCCAGUAUCUUGAUAUUUUAAAAAACAGGAAUAUAGCCAUUGUCUUGCAUGACUUGUGUGAUGCCUUUGAUACUUCAGCUGUCCAUUGAUACCUUAUGAAAAUAGUGAGCUUUACAAAAGCUUACAUCUCUAGAGGUUUAAUAUGACCUGGAAAAAAAUUCCAAGGUAUUGCACCCUAUACACAACUGGGAAGAAUAAAACAGGUAUGAGGCAGCUGCCAAAGAGGUAGCAGCCUUAGGAAAAAAAAAAAAAAAUCUGCUAUUAUUUUGCAGUUAAGCUGACAGCUAUGUGUUAUAUAUCUAUCCCACUGCCAUCAAUGUUGCUGGCUGUGCUUUGUCUAAGAAACACCAAUUAUAAAGUUGGUUACAGAACAGUAGUUGAGAGCUAGAAUCAAUUUCUCUGGCCUGUGUUUUACUUUAGUGCAUACUGAAGACCUUUAUUUGGCUUAGGCUUGUUCCUAAUGAUAUCUUGUGUUCAUAUACCAACAUCCUGUAGUACACCAUACUUAUUACACACUUAUACCUUGUAAUGUCUUGCUUCUACAAUGCUUGUUGCACACAAUUAACACUGGACAGUUGA
This is a messenger RNA of Oxyura jamaicensis (ruddy duck), 4745 nucleotides long. It is a transcript of the gene SMC1B, whose product is annotated as structural maintenance of chromosomes 1B. Bases 38 to 3739 code for a protein of 1233 amino acids. NCBI's taxonomy places the organism in Eukaryota, Metazoa, Chordata, Aves, Anseriformes, Anatidae. Gene Ontology annotation, molecular function: DNA binding; ATP hydrolysis activity; protein binding. The transcript is spliced from 25 exons. Gene Ontology annotation, cellular component: nucleus; chromosome; cohesin complex. Gene Ontology annotation, biological process: sister chromatid cohesion. The record is from RefSeq and is a predicted model, not a curated record.